This is a messenger RNA of Scaptodrosophila lebanonensis, 1026 nucleotides long. Its product is annotated as forkhead box protein O. The transcript has 3 exons. Lineage: Eukaryota; Metazoa; Arthropoda; Insecta; Diptera; Drosophilidae. The record is from RefSeq and is a predicted model, not a curated record. The coding region runs from base 1 to 1026 and encodes 341 amino acids.
AUGGGGACGCCACAUGUGUGCUUUGCGGAUGAGUUGCCACAGAAGACCAAGCAGCAGCAGCAGCAGCAGCAGCAGCAACAGCAACAAAGCGCCAGCAAUGGCAGUCUAAACAGCAACAACAACAACAGUAGCAGUAGCAGCGCCGCCAUUGCCGUCGGCAAGCCCAACGGCGGUCACUCACCCUGCAGCAGCAGCAGCCUGAGCGUGUCCCCCACGCCACGCUACGAGCGCAACAUGGGCUUCUUUCAGCAACUGAGUCGCCGCUUCGGUCUGAGGUCACACGAUGACCUAAUUCAGGAUGAUGAUGACGCGCUCACUGCUUCGGUUGCCACAGCUACGGUUGCAGCUGCAAGCGCCGGCGUUGCAGGCGUUGCUGCAACCGAGGACGAUGCCAAUAGUUCAUCGACCGACUCGUGCUCCUCUUCCACCGGGGCAAUGGGGCGUGGCACGUCAAUAGCCUUAGAGCUCAUGUCGUGCGCCUCGAGCGAGACCAGCAGCACUAUCGAUAUUGAAGAGCAGCAGCAACAACAACUGCAACAACAACAACAUCAGCUCAAACGGAAAUCGCUUUCUCGCGCCAGCUUCUCUCGCUUGCACCGACGCUCAACAUCUUCGCUGCGUCGUGCCUUCGAAAGCCUAUCGCUGACGUCCCGCUCGCUCUCUUGCAGCGGUCCUUCACCGCCACCGCCAUCAUUACUGUCAACAUCAAGAACAACAACAAUAGGAGAAGGAGCAGCAGCCACUGUUAGCGCGAUGCCAUUAAAGUCUGCACUCAAGUCCGCCUCGAGCGUGGAUUUGCAUAAGCACAACAAACAACAAACAGGAGCCGGCUCAAAGUCCAGCUCCGGUUGCUGCACGUCAUCAGCUCCUUUGGCGAGCUCCUCGUCAUCGAAGAGCAAGUCAAAGCCGCCGCCGCAGCGCAUUCUACGUCAGCCAGUCUCGUACACAUAUCUGAAGGGCAUGUCUGGGUUGCCGACGCAGCGUGUGCCGCGCAGCUCGGUUUGUUGUCAGUAUGCGCGACGCUGA